Molecule: messenger RNA, 1202 nt
Organism: Carassius carassius (crucian carp)
Lineage: Eukaryota; Metazoa; Chordata; Actinopteri; Cypriniformes; Cyprinidae
Product: inorganic pyrophosphatase-like
Exons: 12
Coding region: 57-1079 (340 amino acids)
Biological process (GO): phosphate-containing compound metabolic process
Cellular component (GO): cytoplasm
Molecular function (GO): magnesium ion binding; inorganic diphosphate phosphatase activity
Source: RefSeq, a predicted model, not a curated record
GACGCGCAAUGUGCGACACGUUUAAACGCAAGCAGAAAUAUACAUCGAUGUAAAUAAUGCGCUUAGUUAUUCAUACUGCCACGAGGUUUUCUGCUACCUUCUUCUCUGCACAGUACUCUCGAAAAAGCACGUCUUUAUUUUCAGCUACUUACAUUCAUUUUAGAAAAAUGGCACAUUACCUUACAGAGCUGCGAGGACGACCAAACUCUACUGACUACAGGGUUUACUUGAAAAGUUCAGAUGGAAAGUACAUAUCCCCUUUCCAUGACAUUCCUCUCUAUGUUUCUGAUGAACAGGAAUGUGGUGUUCCACCAAAGAAGUUAAAAACUAAUGAGAUAUUGUUUAAUAUGGUUGUAGAAGUACCUCGUUGGUCAAAUGCCAAGAUGGAGAUAGCAACAAAGGAACCACUGAACCCAAUCAAGCAAGAUGUGAAGAAAGGCAAGCUGCGAUAUGUUGCUAACAUUUUUCCACACAAAGGUUACAUUUGGAACUAUGGUGCACUUCCACAGACAUGGGAAGACCCCAGCCAUACUGACAAGGAAACCAUGUGCUGUGGAGACAAUGACCCCAUAGACGUGUGUGAGAUUGGCUCCAAGGUGUGUGUAACAGGGCAGGUGAUUCAGGUUAAAGUUCUUGGAAUUCUGGCUUUGAUAGAUGAAGGAGAGACUGACUGGAAGGUAAUAGCCAUCAAUAUAGAGGACCCUGAUGCAUCAAGCCUUAACAACAUUGAGGAUGUGAGAAAGAUUAAGCCUGGUCACCUUGAGGCUACCGUAGAUUGGUUUAAAAAAUAUAAAGUGCCAGAUGGGAAGCCUGAGAACCAGUUUGCAUUCAAUGGACAAUUCAAGGAUAAGGACUUUGCUAUAGAAGUCAUAAAAUCAACACACAGCUUCUGGAAAGCAUUAGUGAUGAGAAAAAAGAUGAAAGGUGAUGACAUUGUUUGUCAAAACACUUCCUUAUGUGAGAGUCCAUUCAAAUGCAGUGAUGCAGAGGCCAGUACUGAAGUUGAAGCUGCUACACAAUAUGGGGAACCCCUUCCAGUACCAUCUGAAGUGGACAAAUGGCACUUCUUCACGAAGUAAAAGAUCAUUACCUCUUUGCAGUGUGAUCUCAGAAGAAGGUAGAAAAGGCCAGAAGAUGCCUUUAUAUGGGUUCAGUAAUGUCCCUGGUGCAAAGAUUUUUGUUUUAUUAAUGUUUUUUUUUUU